This is a messenger RNA of Clonostachys solani, 1512 nucleotides long. Lineage: Eukaryota; Fungi; Ascomycota; Sordariomycetes; Hypocreales; Bionectriaceae. The record is from the annotation of a GenBank genome assembly.
AUGAAAGAAGACACCAGCACUCCGAAGACCGAGAUGGAAGCCAAAGUCGGCGCAGACGAUCAGUCUCUCGCAAUGGGGGACGCUGAAGCUUGCGCAAACUACACUCCGGAGCAGGAGAGUCCGAUCAAGAAGAAGAUUGACAUGUACCUGCUUCCGAUGUUGGCUAUUAUGUAUCUCGUUUCUUACUUGGAUCGUUCCAACAUGGGAAAUGCCGCCAUCAUUGGUCUCAAGGAAGACCUCAAAUUGACCGCCGAGCAGUACAAUCUCUGCUUGACCAUCUUUUUCAUCCCUUACUCGCUCUUCGAGAUCCCAUCCAAUUUGAUGUUGAAGGUGCUGAAACCGUCCAAAUGGAUCGGUAUCAUGAUGCUCACUUGGGGAACUAUUGCAACGCUUAUGGGUCUCGUCAAGGGAUUCCCUGGACUAAUGGCAGCACGGUUCUUCUUGGCUAUUGGCGAGGCUGGUUUCUUCCCGGCUGCCAGUUAUAUCCUCACCAUGUGGUAUCGUCGCCAUGAAAUUCAACUUCGUGCAGGUGUCUUCUAUUCCGCCGGUGCUUUUUCUGGCGCUGUCUCUGGACUUCUCGCGUACCUGAUCAACAAGAUGAGUGGUGUGGCGGGUCUUGAGGGCUGGCGAUGGGUCUUCAUUCUUGAAGGCAUGUUGACCGUAGUGAUCGCCUUGUUCGCCUUUUUUGUUCUACCCGACGACCCUGCUUCGUGUAAGUUCCUCACCGAAGAGGAGAAGGCAAUUGUAGCACACAGACUCCGACACGAUACCGGUACAACCCAGGGUUCAUACGAUGCGAAUGAAAAAUUUCAAUGGAAAUUUGUUUGGUCUGCGUUGUCAGACUACAAGGUCUGGGCUGUUGUUGUCGCCUACUGGGGCAGUGCUAUUCCGAUCUAUGGAUUCAUCUACACCCUCCCUACUGUCCUGAAGGAGCUUGGAUAUACCGCUGAGAUUGCGCAACUUAUGACCAUGCCCAUCUACGCCGCCGCUGUCGUUGCCCUACUUUUGACGGCUUUCUUAUCCGAUAGAGCAGGGGAUCGAUCUCUCUUUGUGAUCGUGCCACUGAUGAUCGGAGGAGCAGGUCUUAUUGGACUAUUAGCCAUUCCAAAGAAGGGCGUCGCACCUGGCGCUCUUUAUGCCAUGCUUUUCCUCGUUGCCAUGGGCUUGUACUCAAUUGUUUGCGGGACUGUCGCCUGGACAGCCAACAACCUUGCUGGUCCGUGGAAGCGAUCCGUAGGAAUGGCCCUGAUGAUUUCAGUGGGCAACUUGGGCGGCGCCGUCGGAACCAAUAUCUAUCUCACGCGGGAGGCACCGUACUACUGGACGGGCUACGGUACAUCCCUGGGCGUCAUUGUGCUUUCGCUGGGCGCGACGAUGUUCCUUCGCUUCAAGUUCAAGCAGAUCAAUGCUAAGAGGGAUGCCAUGACGGUUGAUGAGGUUCAUGCGAAGUAUACCGAGGAUGAGUUGAGGGACAUGGGCGAUGAGAGUCCUUUCUUCAGAUAUACUAUCUAG